CAGAGCUUACCGUGGCCAUCUUCCCUCCAAAUCAAAACCAGUUCGGGCCAAAUGGUAAACGUUUUUCUGACUCGUUCACUCUUUCUCAAAACAAAACCCUAAAUUUCUGUCCCUUUCUCGAGAAAAUCCAAGUCGGAAAGGAUAUCAGAAGAAGUAAUGAAGGGAGGCACAGUACAGAUAAAUUGGCACGAUACAAAACCAGUUCUAACCCUAGACUUCCAUCCCAUUUCUGGUCUACUUGCCACAGGCGGCGCUGACUUCGAUAUCAAGCUUUGGCUGAUAAACUCUGGCCAGCAGAAGAAAAUCCCAACAGCAUGUUACCAAAACAGUCUUUCUUACCAUGGGUCCGCAGUUAAUAUUCUCCGUUUCUCUCCAAACGGAUGCCCGGUCAGCAACCCCGAUGAAUCAGGACGCGUCGCGUGGCAGCGGACGCUAACGCGGUGCCACAUGGGAGGCUACACGGGCGAUCCGCGUGCCCGCAAUUGGACGACCUAGAUCCGUUCCCGUGCACACGAACGGCUCGUAUGCGUUCCCUUCCCAAACGCGAUCGGAUGGUCAGAUUUAAAUGGGAUCAGACAGUUCAGAUUAGAUCGUGAUGAACGCCCAGAUUUACUCGUUAUUUAAUCGCGAUCGAAUGGUUCAAAUCAAACGCGAUGGACGA
This is a messenger RNA of Carica papaya (papaya), 661 nucleotides long. NCBI's taxonomy places the organism in Eukaryota, Viridiplantae, Streptophyta, Magnoliopsida, Brassicales, Caricaceae. The record is from RefSeq and is a predicted model, not a curated record.